Molecule: messenger RNA, 1683 nt
Organism: Sphaerodactylus townsendi
Lineage: Eukaryota; Metazoa; Chordata; Lepidosauria; Squamata; Sphaerodactylidae
Gene: CFAP96
Product: linkage group 10 C4orf47 homolog
Exons: 8
Coding region: 213-1145 (310 amino acids)
Cellular component (GO): centrosome
Source: RefSeq, a predicted model, not a curated record
UCUUCCGAAUCCAGGGAAACUUGGCGUCAACAAAGACGUUCGCGAGCGGAGAUGUUUCGCUGGAAGAAGAGGCUGGUGGUGGCGCGAGGAGAGUGGAGGGUGGUGGUUGCUUUGGGACCACGUGCAUUCGGUCUUGCUGGGGGAAGAGAAGGGGGGGAUCAUAACACUUCUGCUCAUUUGCUAGAGUACUAGAUUACCGCAAAGAAUCAGCCAUGCCUUCAGAAGGGAAAACAGAUAUGGAGAGGAUUGGCCUCUUUAGUGAAAUGGAAUAUAUUACAAUUGGGGAUAAGUAUGCCUCGUCCUUUGCCCGCGCUUUUAAUGAAGCUGCAAGCAAGAACAAGCAAAUGCUGCCCGGGGGUAGCAAAGAGAAAGCCGCUGUCCAGGCAGGUUACUUUGACCCUGUGUUUGGAAGAAUUUUUGAAGGUGAAGCUUAUUCAAACCCCGUCCAGCUACGGAGAAGAUAUCGAAUGGCAGAAUCCAAGAAAAACUUGAGUAAACCUUUUCUUCCUUGUAAUGGAGAGAAACUGCCUUGCGGUAUAGGAACCUAUUAUGGAACCAUCGGUGGUCCGGUCCCCUUCUUUAGCUCUCAAAGAAGAGAUAAAAGUGCCUAUGUGCCACCUGGGAAGAAUCUAUACACCAAUCCAGGGAAGAAAGGAACUGGCUUUGGGUAUCCAAAUGUCACAAUAGGUAAACAGUACUCACACUCAGUUGAAUUAUAUGACAUUGGAAGAGUAUCCUUUAAGAAAACAUCUGAAGAACAUCACCGACUAAUGAAAGGUGGGCCUUUCAAAUUGAACCUUUAUUCCCGAGAGUAUUUUGACAUGAAUCCUUACUACGACGAAGGACCAGUACCCCCACCAAAGAAACAAGCCCCACAAGUACCAAUUCGAAUUGCCUUCAAACCAAGUUCUCCAGGGAAAGACCCUGGUGGCAUGAAAGCAGGCACAUUUGACCCUUAUCCAACCCAUUCCUCGGGACCAUUCGUAGUGAAGCUGCCAAAGCCUAUCACAACCAAUAAACAAGGACGAAUAUUUAAUUGUGCUUCUUCAACAAGGUCCAGACCAAUAAGAAGCAUAAUGGCUGCCAAUGUUGAAAAAUCAUUAAAUGUAACAAAUUAUAAGGAUCCACAGCUGAUGCAGUAUUAACCGUACAAAAACAAGGUGAAUGAUCUUUUCUGGAGUCUGUAGCAUUUGAACAACUCAGGGAGCUCCUGAAAUAAAUAAAACUUAUGUGGCUGAGGGAAUUAUGUCAGAUACUGCAGCCCCUUGCCACAACUGUAUCCCACUUGUGACUAUAUUUCAAUAUAUAAACAAGAAGAUUGAUAAUAUAUUUACCAAUGUUUAUGAAACAUGGAAGAUAUUUUAAUGCAAAUUGUAUUUAGGCUGUUAGGUACAUGUUUACAUGUUAAGUAUGCACUGGAAAAAUUCUAUAUAUAGUUGUUAGGAACAAUAAACACAUAUUGUUUGCUGUGUAAUUAAUGUCUAGGUUUUUAAAAACUAUUUAUCAUCCAAACUGAAGUUGAAUGUUUCUUCCAAGGAUUUAGUAUCUGCUUCUGGUUGAUAGAUACAAAAUUUAUGUAGAGGCAAGCAUUUCACUGGAUUUUUUUCCUCUUGCAAUUGUAAAUGUUCUGAACAGUAUUAAUGUGUGAAAACAUUGCACAACAAAUAAAGUCCUAUUCUUAAA